CUCCUUCCUAGCUUACUCCGCGUCUGCCGGUAGCUGAUUAGUUUCCACAGUUGGAGGCAGGCAGAGAGACAGAAGGGGGUUCAGGAUGGCGACGCUUGUGGAAGUGGCGGACCCUGAGCCCACUUGUAGUAGCAAUCUAAUGUCUUCUUCAUCCUCUUCAAGCCUUUCUCACCGAUUUCUUGACAAUAAGUUUUAUCUGCUGGUGGUCAUCGGAGAAAUGGUCACAGACGAUCUUCUAAGGUGUGCCAUUGCAGAUAUUGAGCGAGGAAUUCGGUCAUGGGACACCAAUCUCAUUGAAUGCAAUCUGGAUCAAGAACUGAAGCUCUUUGUAUCUCGACACUCUGCAAGAUUUUCACCAGAGGUUAGAGGCCAGAAGAUCCUGCACCACAAAAGCAAUGUCCUAGAAACUGUAGUUCUCAUCAAUCCUUCAGAUGAAGCCGUGUGCACCGAGGUCCGCUUGAUGAUUACUGAUACUGCAAGACACAAGCUUCUAAUCCUGUCGGGACAGUGCUUUGAAAACUCAGGAGAGCUUAUUCUACAAUCUGGCGCAUUUUCGUUUCAAAAUUUCAUAGACAUUUUCACGGAUCAAGAGAUUGGUGAACUACUGAGCACAACACAUCCAGCAAACAAAGCCAGUUUGACUUUAUUUUGUCCAGAAGAGGGGGACUGGAAGAAUUCGAGCUUGGACAAACACAAUCUGCAAGACUUCAUCAAUAUCAAAUUGAAUUCCCCUUCUAUCCUACCUGAAAUGGAAGGACUUUCAGAAUUCACUGAAUAUCUAUCUGAAUCUGUGGAAAUUCCCUCACCAUUUGACAUCCUGGAGCCUCCAACCUCUGGUGGCUUCCUGAAACUCUCUAAACCAUGCUGCUAUAUCUUUCCUGGUGGAAGAGGCGACUCCGCACUUUUUGCAGUCAAUGGGUUCAACAUGCUUAUCAAUGGAGGGUCGGAUCGUAAGUCAUGUUUUUGGAAGCUUGUACGACACUUGGACCGAGUAGAUUCAAUACUUCUGACCCACAUUGGAGAUGACAACCUCCCAGGAAUUAACAGCAUGCUGCAGCGCAAAAUUGCUGAAGUAGAAGAGGAGCAAUCACAAGGAUCAACAGCAAAUAGUGACUGGAUGAAAAAUCUAAUUUCUCCCGAUUUAGGAGUUAUAUUUCUUAAUGUUCCAGAGAACCUCAAAAUCCCAGAGCCUAAUUAUAGAAUUCGGAGAAGCAUUGAAGAAGCAAAUCUCACAUUGCAAUAUUUAAACAGAUUAUCUUUGAAGACCGAACCACUAUACAGAGGAGUGGGUAAUACCAUUGAUCCGAUCAUUCUUUUUCAGAAAAUGGGAGUGGGUAGACUAGAAAUGUAUGCAUUAAACCCUGUAAAAAAUAGCAAAGAGUUACAAUACUUCAUGCACCAGUGGACUGGCAGCAGCAAGGAAACUGCUUCAGUAUUGCUACCAGAUGGGAAAGAAUCUGAGAUUCCAGUCUCUCACAUGACUUCCAUUUCAUCUUUGAUUGUGUGGCAUCCCGCUAACCCAAGUGAAAAGAUUGUUCGCGUUCUGUUUCCAGGCAAUGCAACUCAGCAAAGUAUCUUAGAGGGUCUGGAGAAACUCCGACAUCUAGACUAUCUCAAACAACCAGUGGUCACGCAAAAGGAACUUAAAGAAAACACAGGAGCCCAGAGUUUAAAACAAGCAAAGACAAAACACAAAACAGACAGCAAAGAAAGCCUAAAGUCAAUAUCAAGACCAUCUUCCGUAAAAGGAGUAAGGAAAGAGUCAAAAGAAGAAACACCAGAAGUCCCAAAAUCAACUAUAGAGGCACAGCAAGAAAAGCCCCAUAAGGAAGAAAAGAAGGAAAGGCCUCUUGUCAAAAAGGAAAAACCAAAGGUGGUGGCAUCAGACAAAGAAGUGCAAGGAAAACCAGAACAGCCAGUCAAGGUAGAGAGUUCUGAGAAACAAAAGACUGACAUCAAGUCCAGAGUUGCAAAAGAAAAAGUGGUCAAAAAGGAGCCAAAAGUUCAGAAAGUUGAAGAGAAGAAAAAAGAAGAAAAGGAGGUAAAAAAAGAAGGCAUCAGGAAAGAGGAAAAAGUCAUCACUGGCAAAGAAGAGCAGAUUGUAAAAGAAGGAAUGAAAAAAGAACUUAAAAAAGAACUAAAACGUGAUGUGAAGAGGGAAGGAAAGAAAGAAGUAAAGAAGGAGAUGCCAAUGAAGGAAGCAAAAAAGGAAGCAAAAAAGGAUGAGAAGAAAGAUGAGGUUAAAAAGGAUGUAAAGAAACUCUCUAAAGACACAAAAAAAGCAGCUGCUCCACAAGGAGAUGCCAAAAAACUUGUGCCAAAACCAAAAAUACAAAAGAAAGAAGAGGCUCCAAAGAAGGAGGUGGGCAGUAUGGGAAAGCCAAAAGACAAAGCUAAGACUAAACCUCUCAAGAAAGACAGUAAGCCUAGUGAUGCCAGGCCACUGGCCACUGCCGCUGCCGUUGCCGCUGUGGCGGCUGCUGCAGCAGCAGCAGCAGUCAGUGAGCUAGAUGAAGAAGUGACAGCCGCCACUGUGGAAGUUCUGGAAGCUGAGCGGUCACUAAUGUCUACACCUGAAGAUCUCACCAAAGACUUUGAAGAACUCAAGGCCCAGGAAAUAACUGAGAAUGUUAUGACCGUGCCAUCUGAACAGUCUCCAAAUAUUUUCGAUGAACCAGUUGUUAUAGUCCACCGCGAAGACAUAGUGGCCAGCAAGACCUCCCCAGAAACUGGGCCUGUUGAAUCUCCAGAUGAGGGAAUAACAACCACAGAAGCUGAAGGAGAGUGUGAACAGACUCCAGAUGAACUGGAGGCUAAGGAAAACAUUAAUGAGGAUGAUAACAAUGAAAAGUUUGAAGAUGAGGGUACAGGCUUUGAGGAGACAUCUGAAAUGGGUGACUAUGAGGAGAAGACAGAGACUGAGGGUGUAGAGGAAGAAAACAAAGAGGCCAGUGUUGAAAGUGCAUUCAUCUUGAAGGGGGAAAUAGCUGAUGCCAGAGCAGCUGACUUGAUUGAUCCACACAAAGACAACCAAAUGUCAUUUAUAACAGACAAGGAACCCGCCAAGGAAUAUAAACAGACAGAUGAUGAUUUGGAAGAAGUAUCUGAGAAAGAAGAGACUGAAGAAGAUGAAGAGACAGAAUGUGAUAAAAAAGAUAUGAAACAUUUAAAAGAUCAAGAAUCUGAGGAAGACCAUGACAGUGAGCAUACUGAUGUAAAAGUGAAAGACUCCCUGCCAGUCGCAACUCCACCCAAACUUUCUGCACCUCAGUCUCCUGCUAUGGAACAUGCAUCUAUCCAUGAUGAAACACUUCCUUUGGGAUCUGAAAGUGAAGCCACUGCUUCGGAUGAAGAGAACAGAGAAGAACCACUAGAGGAGUUUACUGCAACUUCAGGCUAUACACAAUCUACAAUUGAAAUUUCUAGUGAACCCACACCUAUGGAUGAAAUGUCAACACCAAGAGAUAUUAUGAGUGAUGAAACAACCAAUGAAGAAUCUGACUCUCCAUCUCAAGAUUACGUCAAGUUCAAAAUGACAGAGUUUUCAAAUGGUUUUGACAGAACCAAACUCUCACCUCUUCCAGCUAGUUCCAAUGAAUCAUCAUCAGACUAUUCAAAAACAGGUGCCACAGAAGGCAGGGAUUACCAACACUCUGCUUCAACAAUUUCGCCACCUUCAUCAAUGGAAGAAGAUAGAGUGUGCAAGAUACUAGAAAGUGAAAUACAUGCCACAAAGGAUAAGGAAGAAGAAUCUGAAUUAGGUUUUGGUACUCCAGACAAAUUAACACUUGAUACUAAAACUAGUCCAGCUGCUCUGUCACCACUAGCUAAAACUCCAACAAGUGAACGAAGUGUAAACUUUGAUUUGACUCCAACAGCAAUUGCCAAACCUAUUGAAAUGGGAAUUAUUUCUACUGAAGUUACUGGUGAAACAGUUGAACCUUCUAUUAGCCCUGAUGAUAAAACAUUAGAAGUUGCCUCUCCUCACUCUACUCCUGGAAGUGCAGGACAUACUCCUUUUCAUCAGUCACCAGUAGAGGAAAAGACCAGUAAUCUGCCCGUUAAUGCUGAUGAAAAAAUCACCAGCCCAACUAUAGUGGCACCACCUAGUGAAGAAGAGAAACUUUUAGAUGAUAGAAUCAGUCCAAUGGAUGAACCUGUACCAGAUGCUGCUUCGCCCUUUGAAAAGGUUCUUUCUCCACUCCGCAGUCCACCACCAAUUGGGUCUGAAUCUUCAUUGGAAGGCAUUUUGGAUAUUAAACCACACUUGGAUAGUGUUGAGCUACCCACCAAGAGCAAUAAUGAAGACAACAAGUCUUCAACUAACUUGAAUCCAUUUCUUGAUUAUUCUUCAGAAAGUUCGUUUAGCCCUUUACAAGAGAAACAAAAGAUUUUGGAUGUGGAACCUUGCCUCAAAGAAGAGAAGACAUAUGAGAGUGCAAUAACUGCAAGUAAAAUGGAGGAACCUUAUCAUUCAGUGAAGCCUUCAUCAGAUAUAUCUCCAAUUUUACCUGAGUCAUGUCAAUUUGGAUCAUUUAAAGAGGAAAGCAAGAUGUCAAUUUCUGAAGGAACCACUUCAGAUAAAUCAGCCACCCCUGUUGAUGAGGUGGUGGCAGAGGAUACAUUUUCACACAUAGAAGGCGUAGCUUCUGUCUCAACUGCUUCCCUUGCCACAAGCUCCUUCCCAGAACCAACAGCAGAUGAUGUGUCUCCUUCACUACAUGCUGAGGUUGGCUCACCACACUCCACAGAAGUGGACGAUUCCUUAUCCGUGUCUGUUGUACAAACACCAACUGCAUUCCAAGAUACAGAGAUGUCACCAUCUAAAGAAGAAUGCCCAAGACCAAUGUCAAUUUCUCCAGAUUUUUCACCAAAAACAGCCAAAUCAAGAACACCAGUUCAGGAGAUGAAGUCUCCAGAACAAUCAACGAUGUCUGUAGAAUUUGGCCAGGAAUCUCCAGAUCAUUCUUUAGCACUGGAUUUUAGCAAACAGUCUCCAGAGCACCAAGCCCUUAGUGCCAGUGCUCUUCAUGUCACAGAAAAUGGGCCCACAGAAGUAGAGUACAGCCCUACUGAUACUCAUGAACUGGCAUUUUCAGAAAAAUCAAACAUUCUUCAAGACAAAACGAUGCCUUUCCAAGACACUGAUUCACCUCACAUUUCAGCUUCUCCAUCAGAAGCCUCUCAGUCAACAUCAUCAGGUCGAACGCCUUCACAAGUAGCUUCUCCACUGCGUGAGGAACAUAUUGUGGAUGCCUCUGAACCAUCUCAUAUUUCAUUAUUUGGGCUUGGAAGCUGCACUAGUGCAGAAAGUGCAAGUGCAACACUUAAAGCUGAGGAAUUUUCAACACAUCAAGAUAAAUCUCCAGUCACACCAAAAGCAGCUUCCAGUACUUACUCUCCUAUUUCUCCAGAUUUAUCACCUGUAUUAGGAGGUUCAGCUGCACCAGAAGGUUUGCCUUUUGAACCUGAGGAAGUCCAGCAGAAGCAGAGCAAGUCCCCCAUUAACCUAAAGACUCCUUCGCCUGAAGUGGAAUGCUAUUCUACUUUUUCUAUACAAAGUUCAGAUGAACCCUUGAAAAAAGAGGAAUCUCCCGUUAGUCCUAAGGAAGCAUCUCCCUUAUAUUCACCAUUGUCAUCUCAUUCUUCAUUUUGUGCAGAAAAGUCUAUAAAUCAGGAAAGCUCUCCAGUUAAAAUAGAUGAUGCUAGUCCAAAAGACACUAAAUCCCCUGUAACUUCAAAACCAACAUCUCCAGCAUAUUUUGUAGGCUCAACCGAGUCAUCGUUUGCCCUCAGAAGUCCAGCACCACCUGAAACACUGUCGUUACAAACCAGUGAAUUGUCACCUGAAAAUAUCAAGUCUCCUCAAAGUCAUAAAGAACAGUCUCAUGAACAUAUAUAUUCUCCUGAUUCAGGUGACCUUAAAGAAAAAAGCAGUCCUUCUGAUUAUUCAUCAACAUAUUUGUCAUUACAGAAAUCAAAAUCUGAAGUGGAAAAGCAAGAGACAAAAGUUCAAGACACAAUGAAAAGCAUGGACAAAUCCCCAGACGAGGCUCAAGUAAAGCAGGCUCUUUCACCUAAAUCUAGAAAUGAUGUUGAUUUAUGCUUGGUGAAUGCAUGCGAAUAUAGGCAUCCUAAAACGGAGCUCUCUCCAUCAUUUAUCAAUCCAAGCCCUCUGGAAUAUUUUGCAAAUGAGGAUGAUUCCCAAAAAGAUGAGAGGCCUUUAACUCAAGCAAGUGGAGGACCACCCCCAUCAGGAGGAAAACCACACUCUAGACAAUGUGAUGAAACUCCACCAACUUCAGUCAGUGAGUCCUUGCCUUCUCAAACAGAUUCUGAUGUUCCUCCAGGAACCGAAGAAUGCCCCUCUAUUACAGCCGAUGCGAACAUUGAUUCUGAAGAUGAAUCUGAAACCCUUCCAACCGACAAAACUUUAACCUACAGGCAUGCAGAUCCCCCACCAAUUCCGCUGAGAGACCCAGCUCCAUCCCCUCCUUAUCCUGAUGUCUGCAUGGUGGACCCUGAAGCUAUACCCUCAGACCAGGCAGUGGGGAAAUCAUUGAAAAAAGACACCAAGGAUAAAACUAAGAUCAAGAAACAGACCGUCAAGACAAAGUCAUCAUCACCAGCACGAAAAAGUGACAAGCCGAAACUUUCAGGAGUGAACUCAAAGACUACUGCUGUAAAAGACUCAUUAGACAAGGUUUCCAAAAUAGGUUCUCCAAAAAAGAAAGACAAUUUAGUAACCAAGUCAAGUGCCAAUGGAGAUAUAAAUCAUGUUGAGGAAAAGGAUGCAAAGAAUGCUACUAAUACUUCCACUUCAAGGGGUACAAAAAGUGCCACUACAGGCCCUGGAAGCAAUAAAACAUUAGGAAGUGGAAAUGGACCAUCUGGAUCCUCAUUUUAUCUAGACCUGGUUUACAUUCCGAAUCAUUGCAAUGCUAAGAAUGUGGAUGCGGAGUUCUUCAAACGUGUGCGGUCUUCUUACUAUGUUAUAAGUGGGAAUGACACGACAGCUGAGGAGCCUAGCAAGGCUGUUCUGGAUGCCCUGCUUGAAGGAAAGGCCCAGUGGAGUAAUAACUUACAGGUGACCUUAAUCCCCACCCAUGACUCAGAUGUAAUGAGGGAGUGGUACCGGCAGACUCAUGAAAAACAGCAAGACCUAAACAUCAUGGUUUUAGCCAGCAGCAGUACCGUCGUCAUGCAAGAUGAAUCUUUUCCUGCUUGCAAAAUUGAACUGUGAUGCUCAUGACUCUCUUUUCAUUGUAAACUCCAGUGAAAAAUGAAAAUGCCCAGUCAGGAAUGAAGCCAGUACAUGAAAGGACCCACCCAAAAAAUAAAUAAAUAACAGCUACAUACUCUCAGUGAUGCAAGUCACUAAACUAACCUCGUCUCUGUUAGCCACUAAAGCAUCAGCUCCCAAAACAGAUUUCAGACUAGUGCUGCACGAUACCUGAUGCAAAAGGCCACUAAGCCUUUGAUGCCACUACAUGUGAAGGACCUCAUAAGCAAAUUGGUCCAGUAGGUCUGUGGUAAAUGCAGUCCACAAGUGCCCGAGCAAUAGUUUGAAUCCUGUUUGGGGGCUAAAUGAUGUACAAAAAUCAGUUACCCCAAGGCAUGCUCCCUAAGAAACAGCUUAAACAAACAGUGUUCCUUUCAGUCAUGCCAUCUUUCUGUUUAACCCUGAAAAGCCUGCAUGACCAUAAACAUCUGAAAGCAGCAAAAAGGCUACUAAAAUAUAGCAAAGACCAAAGGAUGAGGGAGUACACAGUUCUGGAAAAUUUGCCUUAGAAAGUGACUUGAAUGUAAAAAAAAAAUCUAACAAACUGAGAAAAUGGAUACUUAAUGCACUUAAUUUUGUAAUGUGAAACAGCAGGUGUUUUAAUUCAAUGAACAAAAAAGUCAAUAACAAACAGCCAUUUAGGACAAACGUUUAUACACUAGUGCUGAAGUUUGAGUGCGCAUUUACGUUGUGGUUCCACAUUCCUAUGAUAAUCUCAGCUGAAUUGUUCAUUUUUUGAUUGAUUGGUUGGUUGCUUGAUUCAUGAUUUGUAACAGCCUUUUAUGAGUAAAAUAAGACAUUUGUAAAUGACUCACAACAAAAAACAAAAAAACAAAGCCUUUUAAACCAGUGCAUACAUGAAGAGGUUGGCUAUAAGUAAUUGAAGAUUUGUUUUAUUUUUUUGAUUUUUUUAAUGUUAUGAUUAGAGAUCCUUUUGGUUUCUGUGAAUUUUACAAAUGGACGGGGCAACAUUUGAAGUCUGUUUAAAUGUACAAAAAAUGCACUUGUGUAACCAUGAUGGCAGCUGAAAGCCACGUAAUGGGAUUUUGUGAGUUUCUCAUUUCUUGGACUUUUGUGUUUUUAAUUUUUUGUUCUAGUUUGCCAAGUUUUUCUUUUUUCUUUUGGUGUGUGUUACACAGCUGUCUCCCUAUGGAGUGGCCUUGUUUGAUCGCACUGUAUUGUUCAUUUCAAUGAUUGUUUACUAUUGCA
Molecule: messenger RNA, 8491 nt
Organism: Polypterus senegalus (gray bichir)
Lineage: Eukaryota; Metazoa; Chordata; Cladistia; Polypteriformes; Polypteridae
Gene: map1b
Product: microtubule-associated protein 1B
Biological process (GO): axonogenesis; dendrite development; microtubule cytoskeleton organization
Cellular component (GO): microtubule associated complex; microtubule; neuronal cell body
Molecular function (GO): microtubule binding; actin binding
Source: RefSeq, a predicted model, not a curated record